AGCCAUUCACAUCCUGUAAACCCUUCAAAACUCAAAAGGCUUAUUCUCAAGACUUCUCUCAAACCAACACCACAAUGGGUUUUCGUCUACCUGGCAUCAGAAAGGCACUAUAUGCAGCAAAUCAAGCAUCUUCAAAAGCGGUGGAUGCCCCAAAGGGCUAUCUCGCAGUCUAUGUUGGGGAGAAAAUGAAGCGAUUUGUAAUCCCAGUAUCAUACUUGAACCAACCUCUAUUCCAAGACUUGUUGAGUCAAGGUGAGGAAGAAUUUGGAUAUUACCAUCCAAUGGGUGGUCUCACAAUUCCUUGCAACGAAGAUGUCUUCCAACGCAUAACUUCUGGCUUGAAUUCAAAAUAAAUCGCACACCUUUGGAGAAUAACGUCCAUCAGUGAAGACAUUUUGUGCAUUGGCCGUCAAAAUUCAUAUUAUAUAGACUGAGUCUAACGUGAUUAAUUCAUUUUGUACAACGUUCUGUAAAGAGUUACACAUUCUUUAUUAGGAAAAUCAGUUUUCUCUCCAAGGAUGCCUUUUGUUUGUACUAUAUAUAUAACUGUGAUUUACUUUU
This is a messenger RNA of Vigna angularis (adzuki bean), 561 nucleotides long. Its product is annotated as auxin-induced protein 6B. Gene Ontology annotation, biological process: response to auxin. Bases 75 to 353 code for a protein of 92 amino acids. NCBI's taxonomy places the organism in Eukaryota, Viridiplantae, Streptophyta, Magnoliopsida, Fabales, Fabaceae. The record is from RefSeq and is a predicted model, not a curated record. The transcript has a single exon.